Molecule: messenger RNA, 1129 nt
Organism: Notothenia coriiceps (black rockcod)
Lineage: Eukaryota; Metazoa; Chordata; Actinopteri; Perciformes; Nototheniidae
Gene: clec14a
Product: C-type lectin domain containing 14A
Exons: 1
Coding region: 17-1099 (360 amino acids)
Source: RefSeq, a predicted model, not a curated record
UCAGGAUCAGGAUCAGAUGAAGAUGAUGUGGUUCUGGUUCUGUUGGGUUCUGGGCCCCGUGGUCUUGGCCUCCCCACCCCUGUUCUCACUGCAUCCCUCCCCCGCCAUCUUCUCGGCGGCAGAGGACGCCUGCCCCCCCGGCGGACUUGCCUCCCUGUUCUCGGACCAGGAGGUCUCUGCGGUGCUGAACCUGGUCUCAGGGUCAAACGGUUCCGUGUUCUGGGUCGGGCUGCGGAAGGUGAAGGAUGCCUGUGUGGAUCCGGGUCUGCCUCUGAGGGGGUUCAGCUGGACCGGGGGGGGCAGCCAGGCCCCGCAGGGGGUCCGCUGGGCCCAGGAGCCCCAAGAGACCUGCACCACCUUACGUUGUGCCGCCAUUAGGCUGAACCAGACCGGGACCAGCGGGACCAGCUGGGGCCUGAUUCCCGUCAGCUGCAGGAGCAAAAACCCAUACAUCUGUAAAGGCCGGGGGACGUGGGUGGCACCAGCACCCGGACCUAAAAAAGGUAAAGGACCAGAAAAAAGACCAGAAAAAAGACCAGAACCAACCCAAGGACCGGGACCAGAGCCUGCACUAGCACCAGAAGCAAAACCUACACCACAAAAAGAAUCAGCUGCACCAGAGCCUUCAGAAAAGGAACAACCUCAACCAUCAAAACCUGAUACACCACAAGCUACACCUGUGACACAAGACCCAGAACCAGACCUGAAGACUAAGUUUGGACCAGAACCAGACCUGAAGCCUGACUCUGGAACAGAACCGCACCUGAAGCCUGACUCUGGAACAGAACCGGACCCUUGUCCACGGCCUCAGAUCACGGGGACCCGCUCCCUCCGCGAGGACAACAAGACCCGGGCUCUGGUGGUGUGCUGGUCUGGUCUGCAGCUGGACCUGGUCUGCUCGGGCCGCCCCCCCGCCUGGCACCUGACGGACGGAUCCGUGGCCAACCAGAGCGCCGCCUGUCAGCUCUGUGAGCCGGGCUUCAUCAGAACCGGGUCCGGAGACUGUGAGGACAUCGACGAGUGCAGCGGUGGGGCCGGACCCUGCAGAACCUCCUGCCUCAACACACCUGGGUCCUACAGGUCAGAGGUCACCCACUAAAGCUAACACUACUCUAAUGCUACGCUAACG